Messenger RNA from Leptomonas pyrrhocoris, 1253 nucleotides. RefSeq lists its product as hypothetical. Lineage: Eukaryota; Euglenozoa; Kinetoplastea; Trypanosomatida; Trypanosomatidae. Gene Ontology annotation, cellular component: cytoplasm. Gene Ontology annotation, biological process: protein transport. The record is from RefSeq and is a predicted model, not a curated record. The transcript has a single exon. Bases 39 to 1253 code for a protein of 404 amino acids.
GAACAAAAAAAAAAAAGGAAGAACAGCGCCCGCGAACGAUGCCGUUUCUUGAGAAAGAUAAAAUUGUGAUCUCGUUGAGCCUGGAGCGGGACGGCGUGAUGCCGGGUGAGAGAGUCACAGGGUGUGUGAACGUCGUUGUCAUUGAAGAAAUCAAGUUCUCCACCUUGCGCGUGCACGUUGUUGGGGAGGAAAUGAUGUACCGUCGCCGAGAACGAUACAACCAACUGGGACCGGGUGGGAAUUCACUCUACAACAGCAAUGGGCUCUACAACAACAACAAUGGGCUCUACAACAACAACAACCAGCUCUACAGCACGUCAAGCGAAAUCGAGAGGUCGACCCACAGCAUUAUCGACCGCUACAAGACUCUUCUGGGCCAGCAGACCAACCACGACCGGCCUGGUUCAUUCCACCUUGAGCCAGGCAACUACUCCUACCCCUUCUCCAUUCUGCUGCCCACCGACCUGCCCCCGACGUACUCGGUGCAGGAGUGCGACUACGGUGGUCACAUCAAAUACACCGUGAAGGCAGUGGUCGACAUUCCAAUGGGCUUCGACGGCAAAGCGAAAGCUGCACUCAUGGUGUACAAGAUGGCACCGCUGUCGCAGGUGUUCGCGGUGCGUGCGGCGCCGGUGGUGGUGCGGCCCGUGUGCUCCGAAAUCGGCACGAUCGGCUGCGGCGGCUUCUUCUGCGGACACGAGGAGAACUCGUACCUACGCACCAUGGUCAUGAUCACGCCGAACAUAGCGGUGCUGAACCGCAGCGUCGCGGCGACGUUUCCGCCGUCCACGGCCGCCGUGCCGCGGCUGCUGUCGAAGAAGGGAGGGGUCACAGGCCCGGCGCCACCUCCAAUCCCUGUCCCGAGCGAUCCGUCGGUCAUCACGGUGCGGGUGUUGGUGGACAACAGAACAAAAUCCUCCGCCGUCGCCGCGGCGCAGGUGAAGCUGACACAGCACCUAUCCUACAGCGGCGGUAUUCACCACUCCUUUUGCUUGGUGAACCGCGUCAUCGGGUUCGAAAGCGGGGUGCUACGGCCGGGGCAGUCGACCGCCGUUGACUGUUCUCUAAACCUCGGUACCGGCGGGGGUAGCACAGCCGCUGCUCUGCCCACCUUUUCCGCGCAUUACGUCCGGGUUUGGACGUCGCUAGAGGUGACGUACCCGCACGUUAAGGCGGACGACACGCUGUACAAGAGAGAUUUGAUUCAUCUCGUGACGGGCAUCGACGCGACGAAUACGGCGUCCCCGGUGUAA